AUGUCGCUCUCCCCGGAUGCUCGCGACGAAUACAUUCCAAUCAUUGAUUCGAUCUUGUCCAAGAGCGAUUUGAACACAAUUUCAGAGAAGCGCAUUCGCAAGGGACUCCAGGAAGCAGUCGGCUAUGACCUUACCCCGCAGAAGGCUGCUGUCAAGCAGCUUAUCAUGGCUAGGUUCGACCUCUUCGCUGAGAGGAAGGGGAUAGGUGCUUCUUCCCCGACAAAUGGCGAUGAGCAGCGCCCUGACUCUGCAACACCUGUGGAACCAUCUUCUCCCUCUCAAUCCUCGACGGCACACAAGCGACAGGCGGACAGCGUUGAACAGUCUGACGGCCGCUCGAGCAAGACCCCACCGCCUUCGAAGAAACAGAAGUCAAACCACGAUAUCGACGCUGAUGCGCUCUUCGCUGCAAAGUUGCAGGCCGAGGAAAACAUGCGAGCCCGUACCACACGUGGUGCCGGCUCGCGCAAAGCGGCCCCAGCUAAGAAGAAGAAGAUCACUACUGCGAAGACGGCGAAACGCGUGAAGGCAGAGGACGACUCAGACAUUGGAUCCGGUUCCGAUUCAGGAAAGAAGGUCAACCGUUCUGGCGGGUUUCACAAGCCGUUAAGCCUCUCACCGGCGCUUUCGGCGCUGCUGGAUGGCGCUGUAACGCUUUCACGACCACAGACAGUCAAGAAGCUGUGGCAGUACAUUCAUGAGCACGAUCUUCAGGACCCCAGUGAUAGACGACAAAUUCGAUGCGACGAACCGAUGCGCGCGGUGUUUAAGCAAGAUCGCAUACAUAUGUUCACGAUGACCAAAAUUCUCAGCCAAAAUCUAUAUAGUCCGGACGAAUAG
This is a messenger RNA of Aspergillus calidoustus, 840 nucleotides long. The record is from the annotation of a GenBank genome assembly. NCBI's taxonomy places the organism in Eukaryota, Fungi, Ascomycota, Eurotiomycetes, Eurotiales, Aspergillaceae.